Molecule: messenger RNA, 3358 nt
Organism: Myotis davidii
Lineage: Eukaryota; Metazoa; Chordata; Mammalia; Chiroptera; Vespertilionidae
Gene: SHC3
Product: SHC (Src homology 2 domain containing) transforming protein 3
Exons: 11
Biological process (GO): cell surface receptor protein tyrosine kinase signaling pathway; intracellular signal transduction
Cellular component (GO): plasma membrane
Molecular function (GO): receptor tyrosine kinase binding
Source: RefSeq, a predicted model, not a curated record
UCUCCCUGUCCUCGCAGGGAAGCCAUCAGCCGCGUGUGUGAAGCCGUCCCGGGCGCCAAGGGAGCCUUCAGGAAGAGAAAGCCUCCAAGCAAAAUGCUGUCCAGCAUCUUGGGCAAGAGCAACCUCCAGUUCGCCGGGAUGAGCAUCUCCCUCACCAUAUCCACUGCCAGCCUGAACCUGCGGACGUCCGACUCAAAACAGAUUAUAGCGAAUCACCACAUGCAGUCCAUCUCCUUCGCCUCUGGGGGUGACCCGGACACAACAGACUACGUUGCGUACGUAGCGAAGGACCCUGUUAACCGCAGAGCUUGCCACAUCCUGGAGUGCUGCGACGGGCUGGCCCAGGACGUCAUCGGCGCCAUCGGACAAGCCUUUGAGCUCCGGUUCAAGCAGUAUUUGCGCUGUCCUUCCAAGGUCCCUUCCCUCCAUGACCGAAUGCAGAGUCUGGACGAGCCCUGGACCGAAGAGGAGGGUGAUGGCUCCGACCACCCGUACUACAACAGCAUCCCAAACAAGGCGCCUCCCGCCGGGGGUUUUGUGGAUGCCCGCCUGAAGGCCAGGCCGCAUGGCCCUGACGCAGCCCCGUUUUCAGGAAAAGAGCAAACUUAUUACCAGGGAAGACAUGUAGGAGAGCCAUUUGGAGAAGACUGGCAGCAAACACCUGCCAGGCAAGGGUCCCUGGACACAUCCAGCAUGCCAGGAGGGACGGCGCCGGCGGCCCCGACGGGAGAAGCCCCCACCUACGUGAACGCCCCGCACUUCCCGCCGCAGGCCGGGCCGGCUGCGGGCAGCAGCGCCGAGAGCAGCCCGAGGAAGGACCUCUUUGACAUGAAACCUUUUGAAGAUGCUCUCAAGAACCAGCCCGCGGGGCCCGUGCUGAGCAAGGCGGCCUCCGUGGAGUGCAUCAGCCCCGUCUCUCCCAGAGCCCCGGAGGCCAGGAUGCUGGAGGAGCUGAGAGCCGAGCUGUGGUACCAAGGCCAGAUGAGCAGGAAGGAGGCGGAGGGGCUGCUGAAGCGCGAUGGGGACUUCCUGGUCAGGAGGAGCACCACCAGCCCGGGCUCCUUCGUCCUCACUGGCAUGCACGACGGCCAGGCCAAGCACCUGCUGCUAGUGGACCCGGAAGGCACGAUCAGGACGAGGGACAGGACCUUUGACAGCAUCAGCCACCUCAUCAACCACCACCUGGCGAACAGGCUGCCCAUCGUCUCCGCCGGAAGCGAGCUCUGCCUGCAGCAGCCGGUGGAGAGGAGCUCGUGACCUGCCGGCUGCCUCUCCUGACGCUGCACUGUGUCAGGAGGAUCGGUUCCUCCCAGCAGACGGGCGCCCGCACAGGAACUCAGGCAGCUGCCUCUCCUGAUGCUGCACCAUGUCAGGGGGAUCGGUUCCUCCCAGCAGACGGGCGCCCGCACAGGAACUCAGGCAGCUGCCUCUCCUGAUGCUGCACCAUGUCAGGGGGAUCGGUUCCUCCCAGCAGACGGGCGCCCGCACAGGAACUCAGGCAGCUGCCUUGGUCCAGAGCCCCAGGAGGAAAGUGUUUGUAAAGUGCAGGUUUUGUAAACUUGUCUGCUUUCUCACGUGCACAGUAAAGGUAUACAUACCGAUACAUCCUGUACAAACGAUCCCUCUAAAUUUCUAUUUUUUAAGACUAAGAAAGAGGUAAGACUAAUGUUCUGUGCUGUAUGUUUUUAAUGAAAAAAGUUUGACGGUAGUUGUCUGGGCAAAAUUUAAUUCAACUGACCCACUCCCCUGGGCAAGUCCACCAGGAAAGUGCUACCGGAAGUCUACCCAGGAAGCACAACCUGGGGAGUAGACGCACGCAGGGGCGUGGGUAAUGGACAGCGUUGUAAUAGAGUCGGGCAAGAUGCCACCCCAAGAGUUCCAGGCCUGAUAGAGAGCAGUGUGGGCGCUGGUUCUGAUGGCGCCCUCCUCCGCUCCGCUGGGCUGUCUGCCUCACACCUGUGUGCCGGGCCCAGUACCCGGGGCUCCUGUGGUUGCCCUGAGCAAGCGUCACUUCUGCUGUGUCGGGCCACGCUGAGCUCAGGAAUGCUGUCCCCCACGGCCUCUGUUGUCAGUUCUUGGGGAUGCGUUCUGCUGCCAAAUAGGCACAAAACAAGCCUCACUAGUGACUAUCUCCACUGGCUCCUGCUUCCCUUGUUUCAUCGAGUAAUGACCAAGAGUGAGUGUGGAGGGGCAGUUGGACAAAGCCCUGGAUGGAUGUCCUUCCGGCCGCCCGGUUGAUUGCUGGCUGCUCCGGAGCUGCUGGUGAACGGGCCCCACCCCUCGGUUCAGUGGAGAAGCCACGUGGACGAGCUGUGCCAAAGGCAGUGGAACACGGGCCCACAGUCCUGUCCCGGGGACAUUGGCAGCAGCCGUCCCCCUGGGUCCAGGCCGGCCUGACGCCAGGGACUUCUGAGAAUCUGUGUGAGUUUCUGCUCCUGGAGCGACUGGUGUGUAAAGCGACUGGUUGUCUCUAUAGCAGGUGUCCCAGUCGCUGCCGGGAAAGGCGUGUGCCCCACGCAGAGCCGAGCGUGGCGCCUUCUGUGGAGGGGAAGCACGCAGUUCCGGCUGGUUGUCUGGCGUUGGAAGCUGACAGUGUGUAUGACGUUAGAACACAUCUGGGGUGAGACUGCGGGAUUGGGCGGGUGUUAUAGAGACAGAGGACUCACGGUACACUGGCAGCUCCUUAUGGUGCUGCGAGCCGCGGGGGGGGGGGGGGGGGGGGGCUCCUGAGCACGCCCACCUCCGCAGCAGCACACACAAGACCCUCCCACGCACUUAGACUUGAAUCGUGAUAACUUCAGGGCUUCAGGACUGAGGAGCUAAGGAGAGAUUUUUAAAAUUCUGAUAAGCACUAAUUUGGCAAAAUUUCUAAGUGUGUGAACCCCAUUUCAACUUUUGGGAGUUCGUGGCCAGGAUGGGAGAGGGGGAUAUAUCUGAUGGGCUGAGGAUGGGUUGGAGCAGGUCCAAGGAGUCUUGUGUAGCCUUCUUUGGAGUUUUUGUUCUUUGAGGGUCCAGUGAAUCCAAGCUGACAGUGGCUUCAAUCUUCUAGAAUGUUCUGCACUGGAUUGGAACUAAUCUAGGCCAUCCUGCGCUCCCUGGCUUCAGGCGCAGUGCGGAUGCCCCACUCUGAGUCAGCCAGCAGCCCUGAGGGCUGAGUGGGGCUGCAGGCAGCAGCUGGCCCUGCCCAUUGCCCUGCACGCAGCGGACUGGGGGUGGGGUGAGACUUCCCUGCGCCCAUCUCCUGGAGGCCUGCAGCCCAGGCACACGCGCACGCCUUCGCUGUGAGAAGCGUGUCCCCCCUCGGGGCGGUGUGACACACUAGACACAGACAGGAUGGCUUUUCUUUCUGCGGCCUCCG